This is a messenger RNA of Octopus bimaculoides (California two-spot octopus), 3440 nucleotides long. RefSeq lists its product as uncharacterized. The record is from RefSeq and is a predicted model, not a curated record. Lineage: Eukaryota; Metazoa; Mollusca; Cephalopoda; Octopoda; Octopodidae. Gene Ontology annotation, molecular function: RNA binding.
UACUACUGCCGCUUGUACUGGAAAUACCAACUGGUGCUACUACCACUACCACUACUACUACUGCUACUAUAAUUGCUGGCAGCAGUACUAUUGCUCUCCCCCCCGACCCCCACCUCCCCUCUCGCCGCCGCAAUUACUAAUAAGCCAGGCUUUCUAUUACUACCACUACUAUUACAAUUACUAUACGUACUACUACUACUACAACUACUACCACUACUACUAGCAUUACUAUCGUUUCGCCGCCAUCUCCACCUCCACCACCUUAAUCACGCCACACACACACACACGCUAUUACCGCCGCCGCCGCCACCACCACCACCACCACUACCACUGUCACGCCACCUUCCGCGCCAUCGCCUCCGCCGCCGCCAUCAGACCAGUCAGCCAGCCAGCCUGUCAGUCAGCCAGCCUAUGUAUGUGUGUGUGUGUGUGUGUGUGUGUGUGUGUGUACGUCGUUUGUGCGUGCGUGUGCCUGUAUACGUAUGUGCGUAAGCGUGUGUAAGUGCGUAUGUGUGUUUGUGAGUGUGAGAAAGCCGCCAACCGACCGCCCGACCGACCGACCCGUCACUCAGCCAUCCCUCCAAUCCAUCCAGCCAGCUUAGCUAGCUUAGUAGAGCACCUACUACAGCUAGUGAGCAAAGUUGUUGUUACUAUUAUUAUCAUCAUCAUCAUUAUCAUUAUCAUCAUCAUCAUUAUUACCACCACCACCACUAUUACUACCACCACCUCCACCCUCACUAUCACCGCCACCACCACCUUCGCCGCCGUCGCCUCCAUUAAUAAUACAAACAUCAACCGCCACCACCACCACUACCAUUUCUACUACCAUUAUUACUAUCACUACUAGCUUUAUUACUACUACUACUACCACCACCAUCAUCAUCAUUGCCGCCGUGGUGGUCUCUUUUUACUUUAAAUAUAUAUAUACACACACACACACGCCACACACCAUUAUUAUUAAUAACAACAACACUAAAAAUUAUUAUUAUUAUUAUUCGUAGUAGUAGUAGUAGUACCAUUAUUAUUAUUAUUAUCACCAAUAUCAUUAUUGUUAUUAAUAUCAUUCUUAUUAAUACCACACCGUCAUCAUCAUCAACAACAUCGCGGUCACCGCCAUCCUCGUCGAGUAUAUCAUUAUUACUAUCAUUAUUAUUAUCAUUACUACCAAGUGUUAUUAUUAUCAUUACUGUUGUUAUUAUUAUUGUGUCUAUGGCCAUGUAAAUGCAUCAUGUAGUGAAGUUAGCGGAAAGAGAUGGUGCGGCAAACGAGGUAUCUCCUGGUUGGGAACAUACCCGAGAAACUUACCAAGGAGAAAAUAACAGAACACUUCAAGAACUAUGGAAAAAUCCAGAAUGUGAAGUUUCAUCCCAAGAAGGAAAAUGAAGUUGGAAUUAGUGCAACAGUGGCAUUUAUGGACAUUAAAUGUGCCUCCAAGGCAUACAGCUCAGAAAACAAAAUAGAAAAUGUAAUAUUACGGACAGAAUACAGUGAAGGGACUGCUACGGGCAGUGUAGUAACAAGACCAGUCGAUCCUGGAUUGACUACGACAGCAACCCAUCGAGGACAAUACUUACAUACUCGGGUACCAUCAACAAGUUUCACAUCUCGAACAAAAGGCUUGGAUGAGGAGGACACCUACAGGGAAUAUUACUAUAGUGGCAGCAGUAGCAGCAGAGAAACAAAUCAGUUUGAGAACAGAUACCCUUAUGAUGAGCAAGUGCAGCAUCAGUCGAGGUCUUACCAACGGAACAGAACCACAUUUACCAAGCAAUAUGAGCGGGCAGCUCAACGACCAAAAUCUGUCGGUGCCAAUGUGUCUGGUGCCACCGCCGCCACAGGUGCAGCAGCAAGUGUUAUCAGUGGUACAGGGAGUGGUACCACAGCAGCAGUUAGUGGAGGCAGCACGAGUGCUGGUGGUGUUAGCAGUGGUACUGGUGUCAACCAAAGCAGUGCAGUGCCUGUAAGUGGGGGAGGCAGCAGUGCAGUAGCUGCAGCAGCCAGUGGUAUCACAAGCAGUUUGCAGAAGCAUUCCUUUGAUGAACGCUAUCACGAGCAGUAUGCCAGCGAUCGAGAGAGUUUUGAUCGACCACGGGUUCCAACACUAUCACCGACAUGUUCAAAUUCCCAGGCGAGCAGUCGGCAUAGUAGCAGACGCAAGGGUUCUGUGUCAGUUUCUCGUUCCUCCAGUCGAAGUCGAUCGCGCUCCAGUUCCAGUAGUGGUUACAGUCAGUCCUCGUCGGGAAGCAGUCGCUCCAGAUCACAUUCCAGAAGUCGAACCAGUAGCCGAGGCAGUCUACGGCGAGUGCCUGUAGUGUCUGUGUCGGGUCAGAAACACUCAAAGUCGGAGAGUCAGAGUAUGAUGUCAAGUAAAUCAUCAACGGCAGAAACACAGAGCUCUGAAAGGAAACCACUUGGAAUCUGUGUAAUGGGAUUACCUCUUCGAUCCAGUGAUACUAGCCUUAGGGAUGGGCUUUUUCAUGAAUACAAAAAGCAUGGUAAAGUAACUUCAGUGCAGGUGCUAGGACAAGGAGAAGAACGAUAUUCUGUGGUCAGUUUUAGAAAACCAGAGGAUGCUGCAAAGGCCUUGGAAGCUUCUCAAGAUAAGAUGUUUUUUGGGAAGAAAAUUAAAGUUAUGGCACAUGAAGGUGUAGAAGUUGAAGAUAAUGAAUUCCGUCCUCCUGAGGCUGAGUGUGAUGAAUAUCAUCCAAAGGCCACACGGACAUUGUUUGUUGGUAACUUGGAGAAAGAGAUUACAACACAAGAACUAAGAGACCGUUUCAAGUCGUUUGGAGAAAUCAUAGAUAUUGAUAUCAAACGCCAGGGUGCAGUAUCAGCCUAUGCAUUUGUACAGUAUGCAGAUAUCACAAGUGUUGUCAAGUCACUACGUAAAAUGGAAGGAGAACACAUAGGAGCGAAUAAAAUUAAGUUGGGAUUCGGGAAAAGUAUGCCUACCAAUUGUGUCUGGCUUGAUAACUUGUCCGAGUCAGUGACGGAAAAGCUUCUGUGUCAACAGUUUGGUCGUUAUGGAGAAGUUAGUCAUGCUGUGAUUGAUCGCUGCAAAGGCAGGGCACUAAUCUAUUUUACUAGUAUGGACACUGCACAAUAUGCAGUUAAUGAGAUGCGGAGCAGAAUUUUAAAGAAAAAACGAAUACAGACUGGUGACUUUAGACUUGAUGGACAUCUCAAUAUUGAUUUUGCAAGUCGAGAUUGUCAAACAGCAUUUUUUGAGAAAAUGGAACGGACUGGCCAGUUGCAGCCUGGAGAACGUCCAGAUGAGCGAGGUGGUCGCUUAUAUAGACACAACAGAGGAACAAGCUUUGAAUAUUACGAUUCACCGGCAACGCCGUCUGCUUACAAAGAAGACACUGCACGGUAAAGACUGGAUUCAUUUCUGUACAAGUAGUUCUGUUUUACUUUCUUGCUUAACCCUUUAAUAUUCA